This is a messenger RNA of Cavia porcellus (domestic guinea pig), 2948 nucleotides long. RefSeq names its product LINE-1 retrotransposable element ORF1 protein. The coding region runs from base 1573 to 2625 and encodes 350 amino acids. NCBI's taxonomy places the organism in Eukaryota, Metazoa, Chordata, Mammalia, Rodentia, Caviidae. Gene Ontology annotation, cellular component: ribonucleoprotein complex. The transcript has 7 exons. The record is from RefSeq and is a predicted model, not a curated record. Gene Ontology annotation, biological process: retrotransposition. Gene Ontology annotation, molecular function: single-stranded RNA binding.
GACCACCUUUACUUUUAACUGCGACCCUUUGCUUCUCCAAUCUUAAUUUCUCUCAGCAGCACCAUUCUUACAGUGCACAGUGCGCUCUUCUGGAUCACUGUCCUUAAAGCGAAAUUCCAAGUCCAAAGUGUUUUUCUGGUCAGAGUUCACUGCUGUUUCCUCAGUGGCUCAAGAGGUUUCAAGCGCAAAGUCGGAGCUUAAUACAUCCUGUGAGAUGAACAGGCACAGUCAGCCUCUUUCGCUGAAAUCUUUUAGAAAUCAAAUCAGUCUCCUCCAACCGGCCCCAGCGGAGCGCGCUACCGCUGCACGGCCGACUCAGCUGGCCCCGCCGCUCCCCGGCCUGCACCCUGCUCUGGCAGCUGCUGUCCGCAGCAGCCGGAACGUUUCUGCCAGGCUGCAGCGCUCUGCGGAAGAGCUUCAGCGGUGCGCUUCUAGGCCGGCGGCGCGUCGUUCGCGCCGGGCCGGGAAAUUGUUAAAGAAGAUGAAUCUGGCUCACUUAACGCUACAAUAGAAGACAUUCUUUUCAAGGCAAAAAGAAAAAGGCCGAGUAUUUGAACACCAUGGACAAGUUCGACUUGGAAUGAUGCGCCACCUUUAUGUGGCGAUAGACGGAUCGCGGACAAUGGAGGACCAAGAUUUAAAGCCUAAUAGACUGACAUGUACAUGAAAGGUACAGAAAGAUCACUUAAAGUCAUUUACAUGUGUCCCAAAUGCAGGAGGGACAGUGGAUUCUGGAAAAAAGUGCAGGAAAUUUUUUUCUAGUUGAUACAAGUGACAGCUAAGAGAUAUGCUACAAGGAAAUAGUACAAGGAAAUAAUAAGCUUCCGGGAGAACAUGGCGGAUAGUUAACAGCAACUACCGGAGGCUCUCUGAAAGGCUCGGCUCAGAAAUCAGGAAUGAUGCGGACUAAGGAGACAUGAGCCGGUAGAGAUAUGCUCUGCUGACUCAGGAACGAACUGGGCUGAGAGAAACCAACUUGGAAUGCAGUCCUGGCGCUAAAAUAGGAACAGAAAAGUCUCGGUGUGGAGGCUGGACCCCGCGCCAUUGGAAACUGCAGUUUGGAUUUCCCGCCGCUCAGCGGCUGACUGCCUCCACAGCGGCUCGGCAAGGAGAGAUGCGCAGAAGCUCUGAGAACAGGAGUCUGCGAACGGAGACCAAAACAGGAUGGACAAGGAGGCGUACACGAAAACUGACUGGUGGCGAGGUGAGUGAGAGAAACUGACACUCCACCACAGUUUGACUCCAGCGGAGGACUUUCUGGGCUCGGGCAGUCCUGUAAGAGCAGGGUGCGGUGCCGACUCCAGCCACACAUUCCCCUCUCGGACGGGAUUGGUGAAAAGUGCCUGGCCUGUGUGAUGCUGCGGGCGGACUUGGUAGGCUGGCCUAACCCAGAUCCCAGAGCCUGAUGGUGGCCCGGAGGGGUAACUCCCGCGUAGGCUGCCUAGUCCGUAACUCCCUGGUGCGCAGCGGUGGGCGGGAACACCUAGCCAGCGCAAUUUGAUCAGGCUGUGGCUGACAGGCAGGGAAGCUGGGCCUCCUAUGUAAGCUUGCAUUUUAUAAGGAACGGAGAAAAUGGGGAAGGGAAGCAACAAGAAAGGCUCCUCGGCCCCCAAUUCUGAGAAACAGGCAAUAGUGGACACCGCACCAAUAGACAUUAAGCGCCAUAUAGAGAGCCUCAUAGACCAAUUCAGGAAUGAAGUUAUCAACGACCUGAAGCUAGAAAUAUCCAGAAUAGUUAGAGAAAUGCUAAGCACCACCCAGGAAAAAACAGAUGGUGGAAUGGAAGAACAGAAAAAGAGGGGAGAAUUGUUUGAUGGAGAAAACAGAGAAAGCAUAGAGUACGUGAAGCAGGUUCAAAGGGACUAUCAAGAAAUUAAGAAGUCUAUCCAAGACUGGCAUAACAGCUUGAAAGAAACUAAGGACAGACUAUCUGAACUGGAGGGCAGACUUGUAAUAUGGGAGAAUGAAAUGAAAAACUUCUUAAAAAUAACAAAGAAACAAACAGCAAUAAUACAAAGACAAGAAGAUGAUAAGAGGAGCCAUAACUUAAGGAUUAAGAACAUAAAAGAAGAAGUAGGGACACAAACAAGUGAACUACAAAAGCUACUCACAGAAAUAAUCCAGGAGAAUUUUCCUAAUUUAGCAAAAGAUAAAGAUACUCAGAUGUAUGAGGCUUACAGGACCCCAGCUACCUAUAACCCUAACAGAGAAACACCCAGGCAUAUAAUAAUAAAAAUUCCAGAAAUUCAAUACAAGAACAGAAUAUUAAAAGCUGUAAGAGACAAGAAACAGACCACUUACAAGGGAACACCCAUCAGAAUUACAGCAGAUUUCUCUGCACAAACCAUCAAAUCACGAAGAGCAUGGGGGGAAAUAAUUCAAGCUUUGAAAGAUAAUAAUCUCCAGCCAAGAUUGAGAUAUCCUGCACAACUGUCCCUGGAAAUUGAUGGAAAAACAAGGUGCUUCCAGGAUAAAGAGGAACUGGGGGAAUUUGCAACCACCAAUUCAACUCUACAGAAAGUAUUGCAGGAUAUUCUAAAAAAAGAAAAAUACAAAGAACCCAGAAAUAGUGGCGGGGAGGCCACAACGAAUGGAGCAGAGAACAAAAUGAAGAAGACAAACUGACACCUACUGACAGAAAAAGAGCUCAACAGAAAUGAGACAGAGAAGAUUGGAUGAUAGGAACAGCUAUUUUAGAGAAAAUGACAUCUUAAUAGUUGUUGGAGUACUUUGUAGAAGAGUAUUUUGAUCAAAAUCCUAUCAGUCAGACACGUGCCUGGACACACAAAUAGAGAAGUCCUCAUCAUCUUUAGCAGUCUUACAACUUGUGAUCCAUCGACUAUUUAUGAUCUGAUUAAGACCCUGAAAGCAGCUAAAAUCAGAGUGUCCAUCAUUGGGCUGUCGGCAGAGGUUCGGGUUUGCACUGCACUUGCUCGGGAAACUGGAGG